GCUAGUCGAGUGUUCAGUCGGUGUCCGCCAGGUAGAAAAUCCGUCGGCUUCUCCUGGCUCUGUCCGCGUCUUCCACGACUAGUGCACGUCAAGGCACCUGUACCAACAAAACCAACAGAUCCCACGUUGCGAUAGACUUCGCAAUAGUUAUCAUCGUCAUCGGUUCACAACCGACGGCAGUUCGGUUCCCCAUGGAGCCGGUGUAAAGUUAACCUAAGAAAACGGGUGCGGCUUUUGUUUCUUGAGUUUCUCGAGGUUAAGUCGGCAAUGAUCGCGCGAUUUCCUUCUUCAUUUGAAAAGCACUGAGUUGCUGUCUCUCAGGUGGCUCACGCGCUUACUCACGGGUUAAGAGUACAAAAAAUACUCGGUCGGAUCGUACGAAAGACUCUGGUACGUACCGGCUACGAUAACUACGCGAAUGAGAAGCUUGGUGUAUGUGAUAACUGUGUUGUGACUGUGAAGAACGACGAAAUGUUGCCGAUACGCUGAAACUAUUGCUAUGGAUCGUUUCUUCGUGGACGUGCCGGUAGCAUCGAUCACUUUGCAAUAAACAGUAUUGAAAAUGGCUCGGAUUACGAUCUGGUGGCUGUUGCACAUUCUAAGCGUGUCUUUGCUUCCGCAACUCGUCGUAUCCAAAGCGGGUCUGUGCGAGGUCGAGACUGGCCAAUCGAAUAUCAUCGUCGAUAUCGAAGAGAGCAAAGGGGAUGCCAUCGAUCAGAAGACUGUACCCAGCGAACUUCCGGUCUCGGGAGAUCCGUUCAAUGAGACCACUUUGGAGUUGAUAUUUUCCGGGAGGAAACCGAUCUUCACCCUCGAAGGAAAGAAGCUCAAGCUUUUAGAACCACUAGACAGGGACGACGCGAAUCUGUCCCACAUUAUAUUCCAGCUCACGUGCACGAUCAAAUCUUCGAACAAGAAGAGGAACAUUCCGGUGAUUGUGAGGGUAUCCGAUAUCAAUGAUAACGCGCCGAUAUUCAUUAACACGCCAUACGAAACUACUGUGCCGGAGCUAACCCCGGUCGGCUCGACUAUCUUCAAGAACAUCGUGGCCGUCGACGCGGAUGCUGGAGUCAAUGGACUUGUGGAAUACUCGAUAGCGCCAGGCGAUGGCAAAGGGAUUGGCAACAGUGAUGGCGUCGGUCGGGAUCGUAUUACGACCGCCGAUGGAUACGGUUACUUCAGCAUCAACCUGCCUCAUCAGGGCCAGGUUACCGUCAAUCGUACUCUGGAUUAUGAAAAGACCCAGCGUUACCUGGUGACCAUUCUCGCAUCGGAUCGAGCUAGGAACGUGUCCGAGAGGUUCACGUCGACGACUACGCUGACUGUCAAUAUAAGGGAUGACGAUGAUCAGGAUCCCUCAUUCAUUUAUCAGGGAUGCAUGCUACUCGAUGGCGCCUGCAUUAAUCCCGAAUACUCAGCAUCCGUGUCUAGCGGUGUUCUCUCGGGCAUACUCAAUAUAUCGCCUGAGAAGAUACAAGCUGUAGACAUGGAUAGUAUCAAUGCACCGAUACAUUAUUCCUUCCUGAGUGGAGUUCCGUCGAAUUAUCGAGAUUUCUUUGAAAUCAAUCCAAACACCGGUGCCGUCAAACAGAUAAAAGCGGUGGAUACGACGGCCACGAAAAAAUUCGACAUCAUCAUUAAGGCAGUCGAAGUUUCCGAGGCUCGACGAUCGGCCACUGCUAAAUUGACUAUCACUGUUAAACCGGUAGACAGUAAUCCACCUGUUAUUAGCGCAUCUGCUGUCGAGGGAUUUGUCGAUGAAAAUGCACCCGUCGGGACCAAAGUCAUUGAUGGAAAUGGAAAUCCGAUAGUUUUGACUGUAUCUGAUGCAGAUUUGGGACCGGAAGACCCAAAGCCAACCUACACCUUUGAGCUGACGACAAAUUUCUUCGCUAUCGAUUCAUCCGGCGUUCUCAUAGUCAACGAAGAGAAUCUCGACCGGGAUCCACCGAGUCCUGGUCGCUUCCGCUUCCAGGUUGUCGCACGAGAGAAAACGGGCGUCGCCGCCUCUUCGCCGUUGUCGUUCGUCGUCACGUUGAAUGACGUUAAUGACAAUGCGCCGCUGCUGCCAAUGACUGCUCCCAUCACGGUGCAGGCCGGCGAUACCAAGAGGGAAGUAAUUAAGGUUCAAGCGACUGACAACGACGAGGGUGAAAAUGCGGAAAUAACGUACAGCAUUUAUCACGUGUCCAACAAUGGGCAACAAAAAUUCAAAAUCGAUCCCAAAAGCGGCGUCAUUGAUUCCAUUGGGAAAUUAAAUGCCGGCGAGCAGUACAGCAUAACGGUGCAGGCUACGGAUAACGGUGGAAAAUAUUCUCAAACGAUCGUCGAGGUCAACGUCAUACCCGGACCCAACACCAGGAGUCCCGUGUUCCAGCAGCCGGUGUACGAGGUGCAAGUAAGCGAGGGUGCAUCGAUCAACUCGACCGUCGCGACCAUCACGGCCGUCGACCCCGAGAACGACCCCGUGUCUUACUCAAUCACAUCUGGAAAUGACUUAAGGCAGUUCGCAAUCGGCGACAAGUCAGGCGUCAUUACCGUUAUAAGGAAGUUGGACAGAGAAGACUUGACGCGAUAUCAGUUGCUGAUAAAGGCCGAGGAUACCGGCGGCCUCUCCAGCACGGCCACUGUCAAUAUUAAAGUGACCGACAUCAACGAUAAGAAUCCAGAAUUCGAACGACUUCCCUACGAGUUUUCCGUAAAGGAAGGCGAAGCCAGAAAGCUUAUUGGUCACGUGCACGCGGAGGAUGCCGACGAAGGUAUAAAUGCGGAAAUAACGUAUUUCGCGCCCGAAGACAUUCCGUUUACGGUCGAUCCAGAAACUGGAGACGUACUCACCAAGAUAGCCUUGGAUUACGAGCAGAAUCACGAAUACAAGUUCGUCGUAACGGCAAGAGAUGGCGCACCCGAUCCGCGCCUGGCAACGGCCACCGUGACAGUGAGGGUGAUCGACGUGGAGGACGAAGUACCGGUCUUUCAUCAGAGCACGUACGAGGCAAAAGUCAAAGAAAAUGUUCCCGAUCAUUUCGUGACUCAAGUAGUGGCCGAUGAUCCGGAUACGAAGAAGCAAAUUACGUACGUGAUUAAGCAGGGCGAUACUGACCUCUUCGUUAUAGACCCCAAGACGGGAAUCAUCAAGACCGUCAGGGGUUUGGAUUACGAAAGAGACAGUCAACAUGUCCUCAUCGUCGGAACUUUGGAGAACACCAGCGAUCUUCCAGGCUCCACUACACGCGUUGUCGUUAAUGUUCAGGAUGUAAAUGAUAUUCCACCUGUAUUCACGGCUGUACCCCGACCAAUCACCCUGGACGACGACGCUCCCAUUGGAACGACUGUAAUUAAUUUAGUAGCCGCCGAUUCGGACGGAACAGCACCCGGAAAUCAGGUACGAUACGAGAUCAUUGGACGGGGUAUCGGUAGCAAAUACUUCAUGAUCGAUCCCGAUACCGGAAUACUCAGGGUUCGCGAUGAUCUACGUAAAGAGACAGACUCGGAGUAUCAGAUCGACGUAAGAGCUUACGAUCUUGGAGAACCUCAACUGUCGUCAGUGACGACCGUGCCGAUUUACGUGCGUCACGUAGCUACGGUCCCACCGGAAAUCGGCUUGGGCUUCGCAGAAGAUUCGUACAACGUUGAAAUUCCGGAGGAUGCCACCGAUAACACUCUUAUAAAGACCUUAACGAUCAUCAACAGCCAUACCCACGACGCUACGCCCUUGAAAUGCGAGAUCUAUAGCGGCAACGAGGAUGGGCUCUUCGAGGCUAAUAUCACGGAGGAACGUAAUUGCGCUCUGAGGCUGAAGAAGGGUGCACUCGACUACGAGACCACGGAAUCUUAUCAGAUAAAGAUCAGAUUGGAAUCGCUUUCCGGACUUCUGAACUCCGACAGGAACACGACAAUGGUAAAGAUUCAAGUAAUGGACGUUAACGACAAUAAACCGGAAUUCAUAUUUCCGGAAUCGAGUCGAGAUUUGACGAAGGGACGUUACUUCGCCUCCAUUCCCAAAUCCGCACAGUUCGCCUCGACGGUAAUUCAAGUGAAGGCGCAGGACAGGGACAAUGGAAAAUUCGGAAAGCUAGAAUACAAGAUACUCGACGGCCAAGGAUCGGAUUACUUCACGAUCGACAGUUUCACGGGAAUCAUCAGGACGUCAACCACCUUCGACAACGUCGACAGGCGCGAGCUGCCGUUCAAGUUCAACGUUCAAGUUCGCGACAAUCCAAAUUCGACGAUCAAUUCGAACGCCGUCGAGGCGCCGGUUAUUCUCAAUCUAAUCGCCGAGGAGAAUCUCUUGGUGAUGGCCAUACUGGACGCGCCGCCCGAUACCUUGCAGAAGGAGGCUCUGAGGAUCGCUCGGACCGUAGAAGAGAAAACGGGGCUGCUGAUCGGGAUCGAUAGGAUCACCGUGCGCAAGACUUUAACGAAAAACGGAACGGUCGAAACUUUUCCACAGGAUUCGGACGUUUGGUUUUACGCUGUUGAUCCCGAUACGGAAACUAUCCUGGAUAGAAACAGUACCAGAUUGCAAAAAGCAAUUUUGGAAAAGCAGGCAAUGUCGAACAUAACCUUCGACGUGUCCACUUUGGUGAGAGCCAAUGCGGUCGACAUACACGCACCGGUGAUGACGCCGGAACAGGUGCGCACGCAGACUGCCGUGGCUUUCAGCGGCGAAGUUUUCCCGUACGCUCUGAUCAUCAUCGCUUGCGUAAUACUGAUCCUGGGUAUCGCUGGAAUCAUCUACAUCUGCGUCUCCUGGUCUAGAUAUAAAGCGUACAAGGACCGUAUGCAGCGUAUGUACGUGGUGCCGCGUUACGAUCCAGUUUACGUGGAGCCAAACUUGAAGGAGUACGAGACGCAGGUUUUGCAAAUGAGUGUACCGGUCGACGAUAACGACAGCUACAACGACCUGCAGUUGGACUUCAGUAAUAAGAAUCACGCAUUCAGCUUGGACAACGUCAGCUACAUCACCAAAGAUCAUGGUGGGAGUACAGGACAACAAAGUCCUGUCAGUUCGGAAGCGGCGACUACUGCUCGCGCCUCCAGCAUAGCCGGAAAUCAUGCCGAGUCGAACAUCCAUUCUCUGCGCCGUUCCACCCUGGGUCGCAAGAACGUUAACACGAGCAACACGAACACCCUGAACAACCACGACACGCCCGUCCUGAAUCCGCUCUAUAAUCAUACCGGCGAUCUACUCAGCCCGAGUCCAUCGAACGAUAACGUCACGUUCAAAGAGAGGAAAGACUAUUCCCACCUUGGAUUCACGUAUCUGGGUGAUCAGAGUCCCGUAGAAACGACCACGGAGUUGUAAAGGAAAUUACGUCAUUUAUUAGUCAACUCCUGACUCGGUGCAGCCCGUCCUUGUAUGCCGGAGUAACGAACUGUUCAGCGGCCGUUAGGGUCAGCAGGUCGUGAACAUUGUGCCAAGUGUGCUGAGAGACACGUCACGGAUCAGGCUCGUGAAAAAGAUAUUUAAUAUCUUUAAGCUAAAAGUCAUUAAGAGACGACCCCUCGAAUAAAUUUUGAUAAACGUCGACCGAUCGAAAACGUAUAACAGGGGGACACUCGUAUUCGCGCGUUUCUUCGGUCGCAUCGAUGAAAUUGAAAACGCGCAUGGAAUUCGCGAUCCUACGUGAUUCUUGUUUCAAUCCUAUAGCUGCAAUACGCACAAUGGGAAAUUCCGUUAACGUGCAACGAAUGCUCAUGUAUACCGUGACGACACGUGUCGAGAGAAUCGUGAAAGUGUAUCUUACAGUGACUGUCGUAUGUACACAAAGUUCAAAUACGUCACAGCAUAUGUGAGAAUAUGCGAUAAAAUAGCGUGGACUGGAAAAAAUGAUAAUUCAAACGAACCGUUCAAUUUUUCAAAGCGACGCGGUCAACGAAUACUCGAAAUUGUAAUUGACGUAACGAUCAACGCGAUUCACGCCAAUUUACAAUAGGACGUGUAUACUGAAACGUCCGCAGCCGUCCAAUAAUGAAUAGCUAGACUUAAGGAAUUUUAUAACGACCCCGAUUCCGUGAAUUUUAAGCGAGCCACGAUUGACUUUUUGUAAAUGAUCGUCACUGCAUUAAUGAUGUAUUAUAUUAUUACGUUUUAUUUAUACCAUUGCGUUUGCUCAUAUUAAAUCUAGUUACUCGAUAACGUCACGUAUGAACGCGUGUACCUGGUAAAGCGCGAGGAGACGGUACGGGUGAUGUUGAGUGAAAAGGAAAAUUGUAUUAUUUAAAUUGGCAAAAAUUCUACUACCAGACGCUUGUUGCCGUUGACUUGAUUUUUAAAAUGAAGGCAAAUCAGGGCCAAUGCGAAAUAACCAAUGAAUCGUCCUGACCCAUAUGCUGGCGUCUGUACAGGAGUACACUGACCAGCUCAACAUUUCAGCGGGAAUUUCAAAGGUAUCAUCCCAAGAGAUCACUUGGGUGAUGCAUAGGCCGGCAUCAGUGCAGUGAAUCGAACGAAGAAUGUAUACGAGAUAAAUCUCUAGUAUCUUCGUGGUACAUUCUUCGUAUAUAAAUGAUAUAGAUAUAUCCGAGGCGUAAUAUAUUGUUCCACGUAAAUCUACGUAAUCCGCGUGGUGCGACUUUUACGAUAAAUUUUUUCUUUUUAUAUAUACGUAUAUAUAUAUAUAUCUCGUUAGAUUAAAUCAUCGUAUUAUCUAGUCGCGCGGUUGAGCAUUUAAUUUUUUCAUAAUUGUCAUUGCGUCGCGCGCAAGUCGAUGCAAAAUACGAAUUAUUUCGUACGUGUGUCGCGUAUAAUAAUAUUACGUCCGUUUUUGCUAUACUUAAAUAUACUACCGGGUGUUUUAGAUAGAAAGAGGAAAAAAAAAAAAAGAGCGAUACCUUCCUACAGGGAUAAACAAUUUUACGUAAUACCAGAGUUUUUCCAAAUUUUUCUAAUCAUGGAAAAAUGGAUACCGUGGUCCAUGACGUAAUUUUGUUCGCCAGUCAAUAUAAUUUUACGAAAAUAAAUUUUCUCGGCCCCUUACACCACAGCCUCUGCCCUACCCCUUUACUUGCGGUUGAAUAAUAUUUAAGAGAAUGCAAAUGUGAAGAUUCUUGUAUAAAAGAAAAGAGAGAGAGAGAGAGAACACUUGUUGAUACCUAAUAAUAAAUUUAUUAUAUUUAAUUAA
This is a messenger RNA of Cephus cinctus (wheat stem sawfly), 7127 nucleotides long. RefSeq names its product cadherin-99C (gene Cad99C). The transcript has 22 exons. Bases 563 to 5308 code for a protein of 1581 amino acids. Gene Ontology annotation, cellular component: catenin complex; plasma membrane. Lineage: Eukaryota; Metazoa; Arthropoda; Insecta; Hymenoptera; Cephidae. Gene Ontology annotation, biological process: homophilic cell-cell adhesion. The record is from RefSeq and is a predicted model, not a curated record. Gene Ontology annotation, molecular function: calcium ion binding; cadherin binding.